CGAGACCGAGGCAGAAACACCGGGAUGCUUGUCUGGAAAGUUGCCAUCUGCCUGUUGGGCACUGCUACAGGAGCCAGGAUUGAAGAGGCCUACGUGUACCCGCGUAUACUGGAGGCGAGAUCUUCCGAUGGCCUCAAGGUGGUGUCCGUCGACGGGAAGACGACCCUGAGGCUUGAGAAGGCGUCCGUCCUAGCCGAGACCCUACUUGUGACAUCAUACGACGAAAACGGGCAAAUGACGCACACGCCAAUUCAAGCCGAAGAAAUUGAGAAGCACCACUACCGUGACCGCGACCGAUACGCCUCUUUAAUGGUGCACGACACAGCAGAUGGCCUCGAAAUGACAGGAAUGGUGGACGCUGUCACUCGCAUCGAGCCUGUGCUGACAGCACCGCGAUCGUUGGACGGAUCCUUGCCCCACAGGUUGCACACCAUGCCAGAGGAAGAAUUGGAACGCCUCAAGAAGAUCGCUACUCCAAUAAAAUCUCCAAUGGCAUCGCCCUUGGCUCCAAGCUGGAUGUGGUUUGAUCCGCAUUGGCGCGAAGCCAAACAAGAGGUAUCCAUCAUCUCGGAUUCGGAACACCACAAGGGAAUGACUAGAACAGAGAUAUGUUCCUACGUAGUCGUUUUAAUGACUGCUGUAAACAUGCGAUUCGAUCAGACGUCGUAUCCAAAGCUCCAGUUUCGGGUGGUUCAGUUAGUGACGACAACGGAGAAGGAAGAGGAAUCGUUCCUUCACAAGCACAAUGGAUACAUAGAACCAGAAGUUACGUUAAAGAAAAUGUAUAAUUUCACGAGACAAUACGAAGAUGCCUAUCCCGACCUGUUUGUGGUGCUGACCGGGAGAGAUUUAGCAACACUGGAAAACGGAUAUGUGUCUCAGGCUAAUGCAGGUAUGGCACUAUUAGGUGGAGCCUGCACGACGUAUGCAAACUAUGCAAUUGCCGAAGACCGAGGGCAGGCGUACCUUGGUGUUCACUAUGUCACUCACGAGUUUGGCCAUUCGUACGGUUGUGUUCACGAUGGCGAUGGACCGGUCAAGUUCAUUCCUGGUCACAGGGGAUCCCGGGAUCCGGACUGCGACCCGAGUAGGGGCUUCAUCAUGAGUUAUCUUGAAGGCGGAGUCAGAAAAUUUUAUUUUUCUAGGUGCUGUAUGCAAGACAUGCGGAAUUACUUGAGCAACCAACCAAAAAGCUGCUUCAAUAAUACAUUUCAAUAUGACAUAAUGAAGAUGUUCCCGAAUUUACUCCCAGCCAGCGUCACAUCCGUCUCCAGAUACUGCAAGGCAAUGUUCCCAGAUAUGAUUGGUGUCCAUCAUGAGCCGGACCUGCGGAACGAGGUGAAUUGCCUGGUGAUUUGUUCAGGUAACACUACUGAUGGGUCAGAGAGAUCCUUCGUUAUCCAGGCUCAAGACGGCAUGAUCUGUGACAAAGGAAUGAGAUGCAUCAAGGGACAAUGCAUCGCGGGUUAG
Molecule: messenger RNA, 1470 nt
Organism: Ixodes scapularis (black-legged tick)
Lineage: Eukaryota; Metazoa; Arthropoda; Arachnida; Ixodida; Ixodidae
Product: A disintegrin and metalloproteinase with thrombospondin motifs 7-like
Exons: 14
Coding region: 25-1470 (481 amino acids)
Biological process (GO): membrane protein ectodomain proteolysis
Molecular function (GO): metalloendopeptidase activity
Source: RefSeq, a predicted model, not a curated record